AUGGCUGCCUCCUGCUCCCCAGUGACGUUGAAUGUCAGCGCCUGUGAGUUACCUGCUGUCAUGGCGGCUCUCAUGAGAGGCGUGCUGCGGUGUGCAGGUCUGACACAAGUAAGGUGUAGUGGGAAUAUCCAAGUAAAGCGAUAUGUGAGAGCGCUGCGCAGGACCCCAGUGAGGGUGAUACCCCCAGGGGGCAGCACAGGGGACGGCCAGUCUGUGCCAAGGGUCACCGAGACCCGCGAGGAGCGGGUAGCACCCCAGGUAAUCAGUGACCAGAAUGCACAACCGGUCACCAGGUACUCAGCCAGAGGUAAAAGCAAGGCUGAGGAGAAACAUGAAACCUCACUAGAGCUGCAGUACGAGAAAGCUGCUCCUGGGGACAAAAGACUCAGGUAAUAAUGACCUUGUGUAUCAUUACAACAGAGGAUGCAGUACAUGAAAUGUGCAGCCCUGCAAGGUUAUUCCCUAAACUGGACAAAAUGAAUGACAAGGGGAUUGCAUGGUGUAACCCACAAUAGUCAUAUGGGGGGCUCUUUUGGUCUAAAUUGUGCAAUUGCCUGUCAGCUAUCCAAAUUGCACAGUUUAAUGAGUAACUGUUGUCACCAGUCUCCAUACUAAAAAACAAAGUGUAUACAAGUGUGGGAGGCCAACUCUUUUCUCAAAAUCUAGGGUGCUUGCACAACCCGCCCCCUCUGCAGCCACAUUCAUAAAGUGAAUUUCACAUUGAAAGAGUUACUGUAGUCAUCAAAGCAAGGUCAGUUUAGUGAAGCAAUAUUGGUGUAUAGAUCAUGCCCCUGCAGUCUCACUGCUCAAUUCUCUGCCAUUUAGGAGUUAAAUCACUUUUGUUUCUGUUUAUGUAGCCCUAGCCACACCUCCUCUGCCUUUCACUGACACAUCCUGCAUGAAGAAAAUGUUUCCAUUUUCAAUCAGAUGCAACUUACUUUAACAACAAAUAUGAACACUAACUUUAGCCAGGGUUUGUGACUAGGUGCCCACUAACAAAGACUGGACACACACCAUUUUAAAUACUCCGGGUUGUCUACUUUUUAAAAUGGUAUGCCAUGAUGGGGGUAAUUCUCAUUCCUGGGAUGCCACACAGUCUCCAAGACAACCUAAACAAUCUGGCAAGUGGGCAAGUCUUAUAUUCGACCCUCUAACUUUCCAAAACACCAUAAAACCUGAACAUGGGGGGUAGUCAUACUGGUGAAUCCUUACUGAACACAAAUGUGUGUGUUUUAUUGCAGUAAAAGCUGAUAAUAUGGCAUUCACAGUUAAUCUGCUAGGAACUAAGAAAAUAACGGCGUUUUAAAUUUUCCCAUUUUUUUUUUUUUUUUUGAUUUUAUUCAUAUAAAAUUAUCUUUAUAAAUAUUCAAUAUGAAAUUAAAGUCCUGUUUCUUGUGAAUAACAUAUGUGUGGGUGCACUUUAUAUGUGAAAGAGGUGAAUUAUGGUUGUACAGACAUAUACAUUUAAAUGCUAGGUUUUGUUUUGAUCAGAAUGUGUGCAAUUGGCUCCGUCCUUAAGGGGCUAAAAGUUAAAGGAGCACUGUAUGGUCAGGAUCACAAACAUGUUAACCUGACCCUACAGUGUUAAAACCACCAUCUUGCUUCCCUAAAUUUAGUAAAAAUCUUACUUGUAUUCAUGUCUGUAGCUGGUGGCUCUGCCUCUGACCUUCCCCUGUCUGCUGUCAUCAGCAGAAGUGGUGGUCUGAACAAAUCACAAUACUUCCCCAUUCCCCAUAGGGUUGGCCGAGACUGUCAAUGAGGCAGAUCAGGGGCAGAGCCAGCACAAGUCAAACACAGCCCUGGACAGUCAUUAUAUCCUCAUAGAGAUACAUUGAAUCAAUGAAUCUCUUGGAGGAAAGUUAAGUAUCUUCAGAGGGUGGAGACACUGAAUGGCAGUGCUGCUUACGCUGCAGCACUGCCUAAGGAAGCACCUCUGGCAGCCAUCUGAGGAGUGGCCACUGGAGUUAUCACUAGGUUGUUAUGUAAACACUGCAUUUUCUCUGAAAAGACAGUGUUUACAGCAAAAAGCCUGAAGGGAAUUAUUCUACUCACAAGAACAAAUGCAAUAAGCUGUAGUUGUUCUGGUGACUAUAGUGUCUCUUUAGUGUGUGUGUAUAUAUGUGUGUGUACUUUUUCUAUUUCAGUACUUGGGAGACUACUUGACAACACAGGCAGAACUUGAUACAACCAUUCUGUCCAUGUGAUCACAUUGUCAGUGCUAUCACAUAGCCCCAUAUUGGUCGGACUUGCAACAGGGGAACUGUCUGGGUUGCUCUAUGCCACACAACUGCUUUUUAGCCCAUUUAAAUGCGGACAGGAUAGAACACAGUAACAGCAUUACGGUGUUAUUUACAAACAUUUUGCUAAUAUGAGGAGCACACAAGUGAAAAAAGAUUGGGAACCAUUGGUCUAGAACAGGGGUUCUCAACCCAGUCCUCAGGACCCCCUACCAGUCCAGGAUUUGGGGAUUACCUGGGUGUGUCUAAGGUGUUUAGAAAAAGCAAAGAAAAAAAAACCUUAGACUCUAAGGUGUUUUUUUUCCUUUUUCUAAACACCUUAGACACACCCAGGUAAUCCCUAAACCCUGGACUGGUAGGGGGUCCUUGAGGGCAAGGCUGAGAACCCCUGGUCUAGAAUAAUCCGCUUGCAUGUGCACAACUGAAAAUAAUGCAAAAUAUGCCUAAAAUAAAUAAAUAAAAAUUUGUCAUAUUUGAAUGUCCUUCAUUUUCUACAAAUUUGUCCUUUUAAUGGGACACUCCAAGUACCAUAACCAAUACAGAAUUUGUUUUGUAUGGUUUGACUCCUUACCUGGUGUCUUCCAGGUGCAGCUUCCCACCUCUACUAGUGAUGCCAUAGAUCCUAAGUAGCUAAGCUUAGAAGUUGGUACAGGAGAGCUGCUUCUGCUUGUGAAGUCUUUGUCAUUAUUAGUGGAGGCAUAGAGUGGCGUCUGGAGGACACCAUUUAAGGAGUCAAACUAUCUAAAAACUCCCUACAUUGAGGGGGGAUGUGUUCCUGGGCUUUUGCCAAAACCACUACAGUGAGUUGUAGUUAUGGUGCUUGGAGUAUUAAUUUAAAAAGGAAUUACCACCUGUGACAUUCAUCAUACUGGUUGUACUAUUUAUAUUUUAAAAGUUUUACUGAUUUAUAAUUUAUAUUUUUAAUUUUCCACGUACAAUGCAAACCUGGUUCUGCUGGUAUGCUAUGUAAGUUAAAUUAACACCAUGAACUGCUAUAUGUGGAUGCAUGCAUUAGUAUGGUACUAUUUUAGAAAAUGUUCAAGCACAUACACAGUAUUUCUGUGUAGAUGCCCAAGAGUCCAUGAGUAUGCCAGAUACAUCACAGGGAAGCAAAGGCUCUUUGAACACAACUGUGGCUGUGUUUUUUUAUUUACUUCAACUGGAUUAUUCACCUAAAUACACACUUCAAUGUUUAAUGGGUUGAGGAAAAUAGUUGGUGAAAUAGGUUAAAAAACUUUCUAAUGGUUUUUGGACAUAUAUUAUUGAUCAUUACCCUUUCUUUUUGGGUUUUUGUUUUUUCAACUCAGCUGUAGUCAAUUUGGUUAUUUUAGCCAGAAUUUUGGAAUUCACAAUUCACUGUUUAGAGAAUAAAUCAUUUUGUGUAACAUGGAUGCAUUGUAGAAAUCUUAGGAAAAGGAGAAAAAAAAAGUACUGCUGGGUCAAGGUUUUGAUGUGCUGUUUUGAUGGGCAUUGACAUAAAACCAUGUCUUUCUAUUCUGAGCAAUGUGUGUUAUUUUUUUUUUUUUUAAAGUAAAUAAUGGCCAUAUAGUUUUAAAUUUAUUUGAGCUGUUACAACAAAUUUUAUAUCUUAAUGUUUACACAGCAAACUGGUUACAAUUGCGAAAUCCAAAAAAUUUCGGGACCGUCAUGGUCAGGUUUUACUUGAAGGCCGAAAACUACUGGUGGACGCUUUAGAGGCUGGUGCUCUUCUAAAGACCCUCUUUUUUAGCCGAGUUGAAUAUUUAAAAGAACUGCCCUCCGAUAAAUUAAAGCAAGCUAAACUCAUCAAAGUGAAGUUUGAAGAUGUCAAGACGUGGUCUGAUGUGAUGUCUCCACAAGGUAUAAUAGGUGAGAAGAGAGACCCGCAAGUAAAGCAAGGUUUACAAAAGUUGAUCUGAACUUAGGAGACAUACUUUGUCAUGAACAUCCAUUUCCAUAUGGCUUGUGUAAUAAGUGUUACUUAUCCACUUAGUGUGUGUUGAGUUAAUCACUUAAAAUUGAUUGUGGGCAUGUACUGCAAUUUCUAAAAAGGAAAGAAAGAAAUCAGACUUUUGAAAUGCUUAAUAACUAUUGCAUGUGAGAGGCUGCUUGUGGGUUCAUGUUUGUGGGGACUGUGUGUGUGGAUGCUGCUUGUAUUAAUUGUAUGGGGGUGAGGCUUAUUCUGCAGCUUUGUGUCAAUUUAGCAUUGUAGGUAGCUUCCCUGGGGUCCAUUGGGGACUGCACUAGACAGGCCAGGAUCAGGUCAAGGGCAGGAGCUGCGAUAGCUGCUGUGGGCUGCUCUACUCCAGUGCAGUUUCCCGUUCACAAGUGCUGGGAGGAAGUGAUCCCAGAUCCCUUCCUCUAAGUGCUGCAAUGCUUAAAUUGAGGAUAGAUACUCACCACAUUUUUGCAGAUAUUUUAAGUUCCACUAGGACUCCUGACUGACCAGAGCCUCUUGGGCUCUAGCAGCCUUGAGUGCCAUGGGUUGCCUACGCCUGAACUAGAACAUCUUUCAGGAGCAGUGAGCUUUUAGCUUUGUUGACCCAUCUCUGUAGAGCACUUUCUAUAGCACCGUGAAAGAAGCCACAUCCCUGAAAAUUAUUAAACAACGACUCGAGACCAACCUGUUUACACAAGGCUUUCAGCAAUAGAAUAUGUAACUUCUAUAUAGGUUAUUGUAUAUUGCCUAAAGCACUUUGAGUCCAAAUCAGAGAACAGUGCUAUGUAAGUUAUUAUUAUAAUAAUGCAGUAGUACUUUUGGUGCUCUUCCUUAAAACCACUGGGAGUUGGAACAAUGUUGAUUAUUAUUUAAAAAUAAAGCCUCCACCUUAUUAGAAAUAUAAAAAAACAAACCAUAAUAAAAUAUAUCGGUGUUAGUCAUAGUAAAAGAUACAUAGUGGAAAACAUGGUAAAAUCAUAAAUCUGUUACAUAUUUGGUACCAUUGGGGUGCUCCAGGAUUGCCAGUGGCUUCGGAAUUAUUGAAGACUGGUUUAAAAAAAAAAACUUUAAAAUAGUUUGAUUAUUUGAGCCAGCCACACAAGUUGUCUUCUUACAAAGUGUCAGCUUUUUUUAAUAUAAACAUAACAAUUUUUAAAUUUUACAGUGUUUUGUCUUGACUUUACUGAUUGACUCCAUAUUUCUGUCCAGGUAUCUUUUUAAAACCUGAUCACGCAAAGAUGAAUUAUCCAGUAUCACAUCUGAAGUAUUCUAUUCCUCUGUCACUCAUAUGUGACAACAUCCGUGACCCCGGAAACCUGGGAACUAUUCUUAGAUGUGCAGCUGGCGCUGGCUGCAAUAAAGUAUUGCUCACUAAAGGUAACUUAGCAUACCUAUAAUUUACGUUAAAUGAACAUUCCUAGGGGAAUUUGUAAAAAAAAAUUUUUUUAUACAUAGAGAUUAAAAAUGGACUGUAAACAGAUUGCUUUAAAGGGACACUCCAAACACCUAAAGCACUUUUCCUUGCAGAAUUGUCUUAUGUUUGAAGAGUGUGUCUUUUUUUUAAUUUUACAAAAAAAAAUAAAAAAUUAACCUUGUAUGUCAAUCAGAACACAGGUCCUGUUACUUCCUGGUUUGGUUAGAUCAGUGGAGCUAAAGUCAAGAGGCAGCAAUUGCUAAGAACACCCGUCUUGCAAAUACUUCUCAUUGAGCUCUAUUGGGAAGUCUGUGCUUGGUCAGCCAUAGAAAGUCAUGAAGAAUGUGAAGAAUGCUGGGGAUGGGUUGCUUGCAAUGGCUUCAAAUAAGAGAUCUGCUUUUGCUGGCGGUUUUUAGAUAUAAAUUGAUCAUUAAAUACAUACAUUUCAUUUGAGAUAUAUCUACUAAAUAGUUUAUAUUUCAUAGGACUUUAAAAUUUGAGAAAAAACUUUUAUUCAUGCAUCAGUUUUGGACCUGAUUCCGAUCCUUUCUCAAAAUAACAUCAAAUAUAUAACUUAAACAAUUAAUCACUUGACUUAUUCUACGUGCUGUUGUCCCACCACCGUGGAAGCCGCAAACCGGAAGUAAUCAAUGUGGUGCACCUUGAUUACUUCCGGUUUUCGGCUUCCAUGGUGGCGGGACAUGAUCAUAAUACUUACAAGAUUCAGCACACUUAUUCAUUCAUUAAACAGCAAUUUAAGUCUCAAAGAAUGUAAUAGUUCUAUUUAAAAACACCUCACCUAUGCAAAAAAUAACGGGGGAAUGUCGUGGCAGGCUUAUGUAAUGUAUGGUCGUGUACUGUAAGUAAACCGCCCAGGUGACAUGUUUUUAAAUAAAACUAUUACAUUCUGUGAGACUUGAAAUUGCUGUUUUGUGAAAGAGUGUGUGUGCUGGAUUUUGUAUGUUUGUUAUAUAUUUUCUCUCUUCCUCUUAAAAUUCUAUGGUUUUACAUAUCAGGGCAUAACAAGCAUCUGGGCUUUAGCAGGUCUUACAAUUAGGUAAAUACAACCUCAGAUAAAUAACACAUGACAUAUUACACCUUGUUAUGAUUUAUUUCACAAUAAAACCAAAAUGGUGUAAAAAAACAAGGAAAUGAACAUCAUAGACUUACAACUAGACCUGUUAUGACAUAUUCUGUAUAUUUAUGUCAAAUGGAAGAAAGGUUUGGUAUUGUCUUUUCCUGCCUAAUGUAGCUCUUAACAAAUGCAUAAGCAGGUCUAUGCCUGUAUUAACCCCCUAAGGACUGCGGACGUACCUCAUACGUCCGUGGCAAAUUUGAGCGCUGGAAGCGAUCGUGAUCGGCAACACAGACCCAUCAAACUGAAUGGUGCAAGCCCUAUAUUGACCCUGUAACUUUCCAAAACACUAUAAAACCUGUACAUGGGGGGUAUUGUUAUACUCGGGAGACUUCGCUGAACACAAAUAUGUGUUUGAAACAGUAAAACUUAUCACAACGAUGAAAUCACCCGUAAAAGUGCAGUUUAUGUGUAAAAACAAAAACAAAAAACAAAUAAAAACGCUAACUUUGGCCAGUGUUUUAUGACUAAGUGGCUACAACGAAAGACUGGACAUACCCCAUUUUGAAUACCGUGGGUUAUCUACUUUUACAAAUGGUAUGCCAUGAUGGGGUUAAUUUUCAUUCCUGGGCUGCUAUAUGGUCUCAAAGGCAACAUAGGCCCAGCAAACCAAUCUGACAAAUUUCAAUGUGCAAACAUGGAAAUGGGGAAAGCCCUACAUUUGACUCAUAAGUUUGCAAAAACCCCAUAAAACCUGUACAUUGGGGGCACUGCUGUACUCGGGAGAUGUUGCUGAACACAUAUUGUGGGGUCUUCUUUGUCAGUAGCCCAUAACUGGAACUGAGAAUCCAUGCCUAAAGUACAAUGUGAGAGAAAAAUAACACACAAAAAUUAUUACCCAAAUGUUUGACAAAGACUGGUGGUAGAAUUAGUGCAUGGAAAGUGUUAAAAAAUACCACAAUUUGAAAUACCCUAGGUUGUCUACUUUUCAAAAAUAUAUGGUUGGAUGGGGGUAAAUUACAUUGGCCGGCUUCAAAAAUGUCCCAAAUAGGACAUGGGUGCAUGAUGACCAGCUGUGAAAAUUCCAAGUUGGAAAACUGGAUUGCGCACCCUCCAAAUAAGGUCUUUUAGCCCCCAGAGAACCCGCCACACCUAUACAUAGUGGGUAUCACUGUACUCAGGAGAUGGUGCUGAACACAUAUUGGGGUAUUCUUUGGCAGUUACCCUUAAAGUAGUUCUCCGUACAUAUAUUUUUAAAUUGCUAUGUGUGUCAAAAAAAAUCACCAAUUAUUUUUUAUUUUAGUUUUUUGAAAAAAUUGGCAUAGAUUUGUGGUAAAAUGGUUGCACGAAAAGAGUCAAAAUACCCCAAGUUUAAUACCUUAGUUUGUCUUCUUUUAAAAAAUAUAUAAAUUUGAAGAAGGAUUAUUCAGACAGAUAUCAGUGUUACAAUGUAACUUUCGUUAAUUUUGCUAUUUACAAACCAUUUUUUUUUUCUCAAAGUGCUACUUGUACUUAUAUCCCUAAAACUUUCCCAAAAAAAACUAAGGAUAUGUUAACUUUGGGUGUUUCUAAACUCAGGACAAAAUUUAGAAACUAUUUACCAUGGGUGUAUUUUUGCGGUUGUAGAUGCGUAACAGAUUUUGGGGGUGAAAGUUAGAAAAGGUUUGGUUUUAAAAAUUUUUUUUUUUUUUUUUAAAUGUCAUAUUUUAUAAAACAUUUUGAUAGUAAAUUAUAUGAUGUAAAUAAUAGUAUCGUUAGACCAUUUAAUGGUGAGAAAAACGGUAUAUAAUAUGUGUGGGUACAGUAAAUGAGUAAGAGGAAAAUUACAGCUAAACACAAACACUGCAGAAAUGUAAAAAGAGCCCUGCUCCUUAACGGUAAGAAAAUUGAAAACUGGUCUGGUAAAUAAGAGUUUAAAGAUACUGUUAGGAAUAAAAAUGUGUAUUCCUGAUGCUACAGGGUCUUAGUCACCAUUUAGGUAACUGCCCCCCAGUGACUAAAAAAGAAGUUAACUUCUCUUUUCUCCAAGUCCAUGUUGCUUUCUCUGCAUGUGGCCUUGAAUCGUUGGCUGAGAUCAUCAAUCUAAAGCUUUCCCAUAGGAAAGUGUUGAGAAGCAAGUGUACAAAAGGCUGUGCUGUUCCAAUCAGAUUAGGCAUUCUCUACACAACUUUGGGGUUAAAAGGUUUAACCCUCUUAAGGUAAAACAGCAUCAGUGACCAUUGUGAUGGAGUUAUGAUGAUGCCCAGAGUGUUCCUUUAACUAAUGCUUUUAUCUUUGAAAUUAAUGGGAAUCACAACUAAAAUAUGUCACGCUGUCAUAUUUUUGAAAAUUUUAUUUUUACAUAUUUGUAUUGUCUGCUGUAAAAUCUGAAACACAUUGAUUGUAUUAUUAUUUUUAUUUUUUUAUUUUCAAGGUUGUGUGGAUGCUUGGGAGCCAAAAGUACUGAGAUCUGGUAUGGGAGCUCACUUUCGCAUUCCUAUUGUCAAUGACUUGGACUGGGACACAGUACCUAACUACCUUUCUCAUGACACUAGGGUAUUUGUGGCAGAUAACUUCAGACCACUUGAGUGCAAUGAGGAGGGAAAUAAAAAAGCAGGUGACUACGGUUGGGUCUCCACCAAUCCCCGAAGGAUAUAUGGUCGUGAGGAAGACGCUGAUGCCUCAGAUAGUGAUGAAAGUAGUGAUGAUGAAGAGCAUUAUAUACCUGAUAUUCAGGUGCAAAGUUAUGAUGAACAGUGGACCACGCAGUCGAGUGCAUUAGUAAUUGGAGGUGAGACGCAUGGUUUGAGCCUGGAAUCACUGCUGCUUGCUGAAAAAACUGGUGGUAGAAGGAUUUUUAUUCCAGUUGUUCCGGGUAUAGAUAGCUUAAAUUCAGCAAUGGCUGCAAGCAUCAUCCUGUUUGAAGGAAGAAGACAGUUGCAGUCAAGAAAUACAAGACUUAAAAAACAAGUUCCUACUUAAGUCCUUAAUGCAUAUUUGAUUUUCAGAAAACAUGGGCUUCUAUGAAACUCUUGCCUAGGUGGUCCAAAUUCUAAAGCAGGCAUGACGAAGACUGAUGUAUCACUUGCUACAAUGUUUGCAAUGCCCCCUAGGACCAUUGUCAUUAUUUGCCAUUCUGUACAUGCAGUCAAUAGUGAUAAAUCCAUAAUAAUGCUUGGUUUAUAAGAACAUGUUUGAAAGAAAUUCAUAAUGAUUGUUAUAGAAAGUAAAACAUGCAUUUAUAUUGUUUGGGGAAGUCUUGAAUUUUAAAGCAGAAAGGGGAAGCCUUUUUAAAUGUCAACUGUGUGUGUUUUGUAUCGGCUUCCUGUUUUGAAAAAAAAAAAAUGUCUUUAUUUUUUUUUCUUCAAAUAAUGAAAGACGUUUUGCUUCAGUAGAGGUUACACAAAUCAUGUUUAGCUGGUAAGAACAAAUCAAAUUCCUUAUAAUCUUUGCCCAGAACGAAUCAGGAAUUACCGGUGGAGUUUUCUUCAAUCAAUAGGACUCCACAGUAAAUCCCAGAUGUUUUGAUUUAUCCAAAUAUAGGAAUUUGAUUUGUUCAUACCAGCUAAAAAUAAUUUGUGCACAAGUCUAGAAUUUAUUUAACAGUGUCAGGGUUAUUAUUAAAAUUAUUAAAUUGUCAGGAAUUCAAAAAGAAAUUUUAGACUAGUAUAGCCAGAGUUAAAACCAGGUGGCAUGGAGAAUUGUGUCUAAAUUGUAAUGUUCCAACGUCACACUUUAGUUAAAGGGACUAUGUAAGCACUGUGUAACUGUUUCGUCUCAUGGAAGUGACUACAGUGUCUGGAUUCCCUGGAGCCGAACUUCCAUUCAAUGUUAAACUCUUUAUAAUGCUUUAAUGAAAUGCAGCAGCUCACUCCCUCUGUUCCUUUUGGACUGAUGAGGAAGCAUUAGCCUGAACAGCAACAGUGGGCAUAUGUGAUGGACUAUUUACAGACCAUCAUAGUGUCCAUUCAGGUAUAAAUUGGUAAGACUAGAAGGAAGUAUUUAAUCUGUCUUAACCACACUUAAAGGGAUAUUCUGAGCACUGAACACAUAACUUCAUUUAGUGGUUUUGGUGUUAAGACCAGUGCUAGACAAAUCCCAGGUGCCAGGUCACCAUGGGGACCAGGAAUUUUGCCCUGGCGCCUGGGUGUUUGUCACUGGGUGUAGAGACACUUUGUCUGAAAAGACUGCAGUGACAGGCUAUAGCCACCUGAAGCACUACAUUAAGCUGUAGUGGUUCUGGUGACUGUAAUGUCCCUUUUAAGAAUUUUAUUGUUGUUGUUGAAAAUAAAGCUUUGUAAACAUUUUUUAUUUUAUUUUAAACUGGCUUCAAAGCAAAUCUGUCAAGCCCUUCCCCCCCCACCCCACCCCACCAUAACUACUGGUUCAUAUUCUAACACAGUGGUUCACAACCUUUUUUCCCCACUUGUGUACCCCUUAGUAGCCGAUUUCCAUAAAAUGAAGCCCUCAUAUUAGCGAAAUGUUUGUCAUGAACAAUCUAUUGUUUCAAAUAUAUGUUUUUCUCUGCCCCAGGCUCCCAACACAUAGAGCUACACAGAUACAAACACUGACACUCAUACAGAUGCAGACACACUGUAUCUGCAUAUGUGUCAGUAUGCUUAUCACUGUGUAUGUAUCUGCAUGUGUAUUUUAUCUGUUGAUCAGUGAUUGCAUCUAUGUGUCUGUUUCUGCAUGUGUGGCAGUGUGUAUCUAUAUGUCAGUGUUUGUAUCUGUGUAUCAAACACUGACACACAUACAGAUGUAAAGACUAGGGAUCGACCGAUUAUCGGUCUGGCCGAUAUUAUCGGCCGAUAUUUGGUAUUUUCGGCAAUAUCGGUAUCGGCC
Molecule: messenger RNA, 11468 nt
Organism: Pelobates cultripes (western spadefoot toad)
Lineage: Eukaryota; Metazoa; Chordata; Amphibia; Anura; Pelobatidae
Source: the annotation of a GenBank genome assembly